AUGGUGUUUUUACAAGUUAUUGCAGUGAUCCAUGCACUUUUCGAUGUGGUCGGCCUUCCUGGUAAUUUGCUGGUGAUCUUGACGAUAUCUUUCGAAAGGAGAUUGCACGUGAUGCGAUACAUUUUCCUUGCCAGUCUCGCCGUGUCCGACUUUCUGAAUCUAAUUCUCGAUAACUCGUUUCGCAUCGCAAGCAUAGCACAAGAAAAAUGGCUAUACGGCCAGACAAUGUGUUAUCUCAAUCCAUGCUUUCAUCGCUACUUUUACAUCAACACGAUUCUUCACCUGGUGGCAGUGUCUUACGAUCGGUACAAGGCAAUCGUCAAAUCGCCUUUAACGUACGAUGGCACGAUUACUAUACGCAACGCGCUGUUCAUGUCCCUCAUCUGGCUCAUCCCAAUUCCAGUGUCCAUGGGUCCGAUUUUUGGUUACGGCUUGCAGAACGUCUAUAAUCCAGAGGUGUUUCGCUGUGAAAAUGGAUGGCUUUCUCAGAGGGAUAAAUCUGAUACAAGGAAUGGGUUGAUCUACUUGUCUUCCUUCAUUGUGCCAUUUUUGGUAAUUUUCUUACUAAACUGGUCGGUUUACAACACGGCAAAAAUGCAAAUAAACGCCUUGGCACAAGAAACCCAGCUAGGAGGUUUUGACGAUUCUGCUGAAAACCUUGAAAACAAUCAACAAGAACUUAUAAGAAAAAGAAAAGAAAGAAAGGCGUCCGUUGAUGUCGUUGUUAUUAUUGCUGCGUUUCUGUUUUGCUUUUUUCCACUAUGGGUUGUUAAUUUACUCCGUAAGUAUGCGACAAGCAUUCACGUCCCACCCUAUCUGAUUCUUGGUGCAAAGUGCAUGUAUGUUGUCAGUUCGGUGUGCAACACGAUUAUCUAUUCUAUUCGGAAGAGGGAAUUUCGCGCUGCGGUUAAGCAAAUG
Molecule: messenger RNA, 918 nt
Organism: Porites lobata
Lineage: Eukaryota; Metazoa; Cnidaria; Anthozoa; Scleractinia; Poritidae
Source: the annotation of a GenBank genome assembly